Molecule: messenger RNA, 552 nt
Organism: Filobasidium floriforme
Lineage: Eukaryota; Fungi; Basidiomycota; Tremellomycetes; Filobasidiales; Filobasidiaceae
Exons: 3
Coding region: 1-552 (183 amino acids)
Source: RefSeq, a predicted model, not a curated record
AUGUCGCCCUACUCCAAUACAAUGCUAGCUUGUUUGCUGCUUGUACCCUAUACCGCAGCCGCCAGCUAUGGACUUUGCAAAGGCGCAAAGACUGAUGUUAAGGAAGACAUGAAGCUCAGCGAUUACGGAUCCAUGGUGAACGGUCUCGCCGUCUCGUGGCAGAUGCGCACUGCUGAAGGUGUAGUGCACGACGUUGAAACGCCGGCUGCUUGCUUCGAUCUGGCUUAUUACAAUGCCUCUUUGCCAUGGAAGACCUCGGUUGAAUACGAUCAGGAAACGCAGAUCUGCUCAAUCUACCGAGGAUCACCACUAUUGGGCCUGGACUACCCGGGAACUGCCAAAGCUUCCGUCUUUAUAGGUAUCAACCACCUUUGCGAUGACAACGACAACUUCGCUUCUAUUGCGGAGGUGCAGAAAUUGCUGAACGGAACCGACUCCAAGUUCGAUCCGUCCACAGAAGCGGCUCUGCAUUUGGAUGAUCCGGCAACGAAGGCCGCAUAUAGCAAGGCUGGUUGCUGCGAUAUUUGGUUUCCUGCCAAGAAAAAGGCAUGA